AUGUUUAGCGCUUUACGCUACGACUCGAAAACUGCAGGAUUUUCGCCAGAGCUCGAGUUCAGUGCUCAGUACAACCCAAACGUUUCGUACCAUUUCAACAGCGACGUUUCGCAGUUUCACUAUGGUGUGAAGCACCCGAUGAAGCCAUUCAGGCUCAUGCUCACAGACCACUUGGUGUCGUCAUAUGGGCUGCACAAGAUCAUGGAUUUGUAUGAGACGAGGUCUGCUACAAGUGAAGAACUAGCGGAGUUUCACUCAGAAGACUACCUAGAAUUUUUAAAACGUGUCACACCUGAAAACCUGGCCAAGCUGCCGCGUGGGUCGCUUGAAAAAUUCAACAUCGGAGACGACUGUCCCAUUUUCCAGGGACUAUACAAGUACUCAGCCCUUUACGCCGGUGCUUCUUUGGACGCUACCAGAAAACUCAUAAAUGGCCAGUCCGAGAUCGCCAUCAACUGGUCAGGUGGGCUCCAUCACGCGAAAAAAAGCAGUCCGUCUGGUUUCUGUUACGUCAACGACAUCGUUCUUAGCAUUCUCAAUUUGCUCAGAUUUCAUCCCAGAGUCUUGUACAUAGACAUCGACUUGCACCAUGGGGACGGGGUUCAAGAAGCAUUUUACACCUCUGACAGGGUCUUCACAGUGUCUUUCCACAAAUAUAAUGGUGAGUUUUUCCCGGGCACUGGUAAACUGGACGAAACUGGCUGUUCUCGCGGAAAGCACUUCUCGAUGAAUGUCCCGCUAGAUGACGGAAUCGACGACGAUUCAUACAUCAAUCUGUUCAAAAGCAUCAUGGACCCACUAAUAACGUCCUUCAAGCCGACUGUAAUAAUACAACAGUGUGGAGCCGACUCCUUGGGUCACGAUCGACUGGGUUGCUUCAAUCUGAACGUCAUGGCCCACGGAGAGUGUGUUAAAUUUAUCAAAUCUUUUGGUCUUCCCAUGCUAGUAUUGGGCGGUGGCGGCUAUACUCCACGUAACGUCUCCCGACUCUGGACUUACGAGACUGCAUUGCUCAACGGUGUCACUGUUCCUGAAACAAUUCCCGAAAAUAUCCCGUUUAGAGAGUGGUUUGGGCCUGACUAUUCUCUGCAUCCCGUUCUGGAUAACCUUUACGAAAACAAAAACUCCAAAAGCUACCUAGAAAAUAUUCGCAUUCGCUGUCUGGAGAAUAUUCGAUUUCUACAAGGUGCCCCAAGCGUAAGAAUGGACCAGGAACUGAUACCGACUCAGGAUAUUAGUGGGUUAACGCAAGAAGAGGAGAAUGCAAUUCAAGAGCUCAACGAGGAGACAGAUAAGCGUAGACUCGAAAUAAUGGAGAAAGAAAGUUUAAGGGUAGGAGAAUUGGAGUGA
This is a messenger RNA of Lachancea meyersii CBS 8951, 1350 nucleotides long. The record is from the annotation of a GenBank genome assembly. Lineage: Eukaryota; Fungi; Ascomycota; Saccharomycetes; Saccharomycetales; Saccharomycetaceae.